CUUUAUUGGUAUCGCUAGUAUCGCAAUGUCCUUAUCUACACUAAAGUUAUAGAGAUUAAUAAGUGAUAAUUGUUGACGGUUUUUUUAAAUCAGUUUUCAAUUUGUUUUCUCUAUAUUUUAACUUUUAUUUUAUUAAGUAAAUAACUUGUCCAUUUGUUUUAUAGUGUAUGAAAUAAACUAAUUUAGUGAAUCCCAAUUUUGCGCAUUGAAUUAUAAACAGUAAAGGUGUUGGAGUAAAAUAUAGAAGAUUAAAAUAUUUUAAAAUUAUGGAAUCAAAACUAUGUCGACAGCAAAAUACUAUGAAUUCUUUAGCAAAACCAAAACAUAAAACUGUUUUACCUGAAAAACAGAAUACGUGGAGUAACUUAUUAAAUAAAAAAACAAAUACUUCUAAUACUGCUAUAGCUUUUAAUAAGAAAUCUAAAAAAAAUUCACUAAUAUCUGAAAAUAAUCCUAAGACCAUAAGCCAGAGUGUACAAUGUGAUUUAUCAAAUAUUAAACAAUACCAGAGUUCAUCUUCACUUUCUGUAUUUAAUCCAAUUAGGACAUUACAAUUUUUACUUAAAGAAAUUACACAUUUACCUAAUACUCAAAACUCCGAUGUAACAAAAAUAGUUGAUGAAAUGCAAGUUGUUGUUGGAAGAAUUAUUAAUGAAUUCUCUAAGAAUGAACCUCAUUCUAAAUUUAAUAUUAUGCCAGUUAUGAAUGACAGCUCUAUGAUUCCAACAAAGGAUAAUGAUUUUUGCAAAGACUUAAAAUAUGAAAAUAAUACUCAAGAAAAUAAAUAUUGGAUAGUGCUGCUUGAAAAAAUAUCAGAACUUGAAAAUAAUUAUAGUCAACUCUCAAAAAACUAUAUGAAAUCUGAAGAAAAACUUCAGUCUGUAAUAUCUGAAAGAGAUAAAUUACUUGAAAAAUUUCAAGAAUCAUGCCAUUCACUGGAAAAGUUUAACAAUCGUGAACGUGAAUAUUUAGAUACAAUUACAGAACUUAAAUCUAAACUAAUGGUUUCAGAAAAGUUAAUAAAUCAACAAGAAACUAUAAUAACAAAUCUAAAUAAAAUGUCAAAUUCACCAAUUAGAAAUAAAGAAUUUGUGAAUGAAAAUAUGCCAAUUCAAAAUCAUUCAUAUGAAGCAGAAUUAAAAGAAAAUAAUGAAUUAAGAAAAAAUUAUAUCAUGACCAAACUGAACUUGGAUAAAUCAAAAAUUAAUAACAGUUUUAAAAAAAAUGAAGUUUCCAAACUUCGAUCAGAUAUUAAACAAAUUAAGAAUAUUGUAUUAACUGGGAUAGAGAAUACGGAUAUUAAACCUGAGUCUAUGAUUUCAUUGAAAUCCGAAGGCCAACCAAUGAAAGACUUUUCUAAGUUUAAUGAAGAUAAUAAGAAAAAUAUUGAACAUAAUAUCGAUUUGCAAUAUACUGAAUACAAUCGACAAGCAGCUGCCAUAAAGUCAGCCAAGUCAGAACUUCAACAGUUAUUAGAAACAAUUAAAAUACAAGCCUAUCACUCAAAAAAAAUGUUUAACUCAACUGUAAUUGAUGAUAUAUCUGAUGAAGAAGAUGAUUGCUCAAAUGUAUCAAAUUUUAUGAGUAUAGCGACUGAUUCAAGUGUAAAUUAAUUUCCUUGUAAUACUUACAUUUGUUUUAUCACUUAUU
Messenger RNA from Sipha flava (yellow sugarcane aphid), 1650 nucleotides. RefSeq names its product lamin-like protein. Lineage: Eukaryota; Metazoa; Arthropoda; Insecta; Hemiptera; Aphididae. Bases 267 to 1613 code for a protein of 448 amino acids. The transcript is spliced from 8 exons. The record is from RefSeq and is a predicted model, not a curated record.